UAUUGACAGGUUGCUAGCCCAUCGCCUAAAAGAAUCCCAAGUUUAUAAGCCUAUCCCUUAAUCGCCUUUACGGCGUCCGUAUCAUCUUUAUUCUAUGGAAGUGAAAGCCGAAAUAACCUCGUCUGUAAAAUAUUACAGUUUCUUCUAUAUUGGCACUAAAAAUGGACCUUAUAGACUGCGGUAUAGAUAACAGCGCUAAAGUUCAAGUUGGUGAUGUGGAAAUCAAAGAGUACCCUUGGGUUGGGAUACUGUAUUAUAUGAAUCAUGGUGAAGCUGGGGAACAGCGCGCAGUGACGACGGUAGCUUUGAUACACGUUCUCUUUGUAAUAGCCCCAGCCGCUGAUGUGGGGCCGAUGCCUAAAAAUGAUUUCAGAGCCAACACCCGCGUCCUGCUCGGCGACAAGUGGAACGGGGAGGAGCGGCGCGUGCGCAGCUACGUGCUGCACCCCGAGUACGGGCAGACGUACAACACGAUCGCGCUCGUUCAGCUCAGAGAAUCUGUUUUAUUAACCAAAUAUUUGAACAUUAGACCCCUGUGCCCACCACCAGACUUAUUGAGAAAUCCAGAGUUUUACGUUGUGAAGUUUAAAGAAGAUUAUAAUAACCUUCAAAAGGAAGUUAUACCAGUGAUACAUGUUCCAGGCAAUCUUUGUAAAGACUUCUAUGUUUCAGCAAAUCUGUACACGGCAAAGAUGCGCCCCCCCCACGUGGCGUGCGUGACGUCACCGCGGGGCGCCGCGUGCGUGUGGGGCGCGGGCGCGGCGCUGGCGGCGCGCGACGCCUGGGGCCGCUGGAUGCUGUUGGGCCUGGGCGUCCGCGGGCCAGGCUGCGGGAUGCCCUCCCGCUUCCUGGACAUGAUGAGCUACUACCCCUGGAUUGAGAGCAGCCUGGACAAGUUCUCCCAGGUCACAAUAUCUAAGAUACAUGAACACAAAUAUGUGUUGCGGUCGAGCGAUGGCAUGAGCAAAUCACUCCAGCGUUACGGAGACUGUGAUUAUGAGGAGCAACAGAAUUUGAUAUACCGGGAGCUGAUCAUACUACAAACUGACAAUAAUCAGUACCAAUUCCUCACUUACAAUAUGACGAUAGCAGAUAACGUGGAGUACACAUGUCUAACUCUCGAAGUGGUGAACGCGUCGGCCGUCUCCGAGAUGCGGGUGAAACACAUGUGUCCGCGGCCGGAGAAGCUGGAGGGCAAGAAGUACAGGGGGCCCUGCCACACCUACAGAUUGUCAACGUUCGAUAUAUCCGUGUACAUGAUGUUCUCCGACAAAUUCCGGUUCGAGAUGUACGCGUGGGGGUUCCCCAAGGACAUGAAGUUGCUCGACAUUCAGGAGUGGAAGUGGGAGGAGGGGACUUACUACGAAGACUUCUCUAUAUCACAUGUGGAGUACAAAGGGACUCAGGAGCAAACGGGCUUCGGGUUUGAACCCCUGGACGAGACUGUUUGGGUGCCAGAUUACGACGUAUGGGCGUCGACCAUAUUCGACAAUACAUCCACAACGAGAAUACCAGGAAUCGGUUAUUUCGGAAGUCACGAAGAGCCGCCACCCACGAACCAAGACUUUGAACUCUCGAAAAUCAGAUCCACUUUCGCGCCAGCCACCGACGACGUGAAUCCGCGCCAGGACUUCGAUUGGUACGGCAUCAGAGACCGGCGGUACGCCAGGAGUUAGGGUUAUCAAGUGGCUAAAUAAAAAAGAUAUUUGAAGAGUA
Messenger RNA from Amyelois transitella, 1716 nucleotides. RefSeq lists its product as uncharacterized. The coding region runs from base 162 to 1676 and encodes 504 amino acids. Lineage: Eukaryota; Metazoa; Arthropoda; Insecta; Lepidoptera; Pyralidae. Gene Ontology annotation, molecular function: serine-type endopeptidase activity. The record is from RefSeq and is a predicted model, not a curated record. Gene Ontology annotation, biological process: proteolysis. The transcript is spliced from 12 exons.